Molecule: messenger RNA, 2831 nt
Organism: Vitis vinifera (wine grape)
Lineage: Eukaryota; Viridiplantae; Streptophyta; Magnoliopsida; Vitales; Vitaceae
Product: transcription termination factor MTERF4, chloroplastic
Exons: 2
Coding region: 177-1769 (530 amino acids)
Biological process (GO): regulation of DNA-templated transcription
Molecular function (GO): double-stranded DNA binding
Source: RefSeq, a predicted model, not a curated record
AUUUGCAAAAAAUCCUAAAACAAGGGAGAAGGGAUGUUGGCUUCUUCAAACCUUACCCUUUGCUGCAGGCUGAAGGCUGAAGGCUGAAGGCUGAAGCCCGACCUUCAUCUCCGGUUCUACAGUCCGAUUCACCUCCGGCGAAACCCACAAACGGAACAGUGUCAAUUUUGGGGCUCAUGAUACAGACCAUUAUGAACAUGAAGAUAAGAAGUUAUGGCUGCAUUACAAAACCGAGUCUUUUGCUUGUACAUCCAGAGUUACCUUGUAGACCCCAGUUAAUUUUUGCAUCGAGUCUUGGGUUCUCGAGUAACCGUGAGAAGAGAAUUGGACACGCUACGAGAUUACAGUACUCUGUUGCAGAUAAAACAUUUGUGUCUAGUUCUACCAAUUCACCUUUAUCCAAGGUGAACGCCACCCAUUUGGAACAGAGGCAAGGAGGUUCCUCAUCCUUAUAUAGCCGCCCUAGUUUAUUACAGAUGAAGAAUCAACGAAUAGAAAAUCGUGCCCGGGUUUAUGAGUUCUUGAAGGGGAUUGGUAUUGUUCCUGAUGAGCUUGAUGGACUGGAGCUUCCUGUAACAGUUGAGGUCAUGAAGGAGCGGGUAGAUUUCCUUCAUAAAUUAGGGCUUUCAAUUGAAGACAUUAACAACUACCCUCUUGUUCUUGGCUGUAGUGUGAAGAAAAACAUGAUUCCCGUGCUUGAUUAUCUCGGCAAAUUGGGUGUUAGGAAAUCCACUUUCACUGAGUUCUUGCGAAGAUAUCCACAAGUCCUCCAUGCCAGUGUUGUAGUAGACCUUGCACCUGUGGUAAAGAACCUGCAAGGGAUGGAUAUCAAGCCAAAUGAUAUUCCUCGGGUUCUUGAGAAGUAUCCAGAAGUAUUGGGAUUCAAACUUGAGGGAACUAUGAGCACAUCUGUGGCUUAUUUGGUUGGAAUUGGGGUGGCAAGAAGAGAAAUUGGAGGGGUUUUAACUAGAUACCCAGAGAUAUUGGGUAUGAGAGUAGGUCGUGUGAUCAAACCUUUUGUGGAGUAUCUUGAAAGUUUGGGGAUUCCAAGAUUAGCUGUGGCUAGAUUAAUAGAGAAGCGGCCUCACAUCCUUGGAUUUGGAUUGGAGGAAAGGGUGAAAGCUAAUGUCAAAUCCCUUCUAGAAUUUGAUGUGAGAAAAACAUCACUUGCUUCCAUGAUAGCACAAUAUCCUGAGAUCAUAGGAAUUGACCUGGAGCCAAAGCUUCUUAGUCAACGGAGCCUUCUCAAUUCAGCUCUUGAUUUGGGUCCUGAGGAUUUCCCAAUAGUUGUUGAAAAGAUGCCACAGGUUGUUAGCCUUGGUAAAACACCUAUGUUGAAGCAUGUGGAUUUCCUCAAGGAUUGUGGAUUCUCCUUGCAACAAGUGAGAAAGAUGGUUGUAGGAUGCCCCCAAUUGCUUGCUUUGAACCUUGACAUCAUGAAAUUUAGCUUUGAUUUCUUCCAGAAGGAGAUGGAGAGGCCUCUAGAUGACUUGGUUGCUUUCCCUGCUUUCUUCACUUAUGGUCUGGAGUCUACCAUAAGACCGAGACAUCAGAUGGUUGCAAAGAAAGGGUUGAAAUGUUCUCUUUCAUGGCUUCUCAUUUGCUCUGAUGAGAAGUUUGAGGAACGGAUGAACUAUGACUCUAUUGAGUUGGAGGAGAUGGAAAUGGUGUCAUCAUUUGACAUGAACACAUUGAUGGAACCAAGGAGCGAUGAGUCUGAUGAGUCUGCUUCUGACUACGAGGAGGAUAGUGAUGAUGAAUAUGCAUAGAAGGAUGAUUCAACUUAGUUAAUGGUCUGCUAUAGACUUUGUCAAAUUGAAUCUUCAUCUAGAGAUUGUGGGUGCAAUAAUUAAAAGGUAAAUUUUUCAAUUUUGAAGAACUUGAAUCUUUUCUUUUUCAAAUUUCGAACACAACAGAUUAGAUCGCCUAAAUGAGAAUGACUUAUUGAAAUAAUAUUUUGAUUUGCAAAGGCUAAGGUUGAUUUUAGAUACAAAAAGAUGGUAUAAUACUGAUUUUUAUCUUGAUUUCACUAUCUGCAUGUCACAAAGUAGCACAUUGAAAUACACAAUCUGUUUGUUAUAAAUGUUGAGCUCACUGAGUUGUUGAGUUGAAUCCUUCGGGUUCUGCUUUUGUGACAAGUUUUUGUUGUAAAGGUUGGAUGCAUCGAACCCACAAUACUUUUCAAUGAAUAUCUCAUCCAUGUUUUUUGUUUGUUUUGUUUAGUAUUUGUUUUUUUUCCUUUUUUGCAUUUUCGUAUGCCAAGCUGAUCUGAGUUCGAUUGAUCACCAUGUCAACAGAGACCCAAAGAGUUGAGGCCAAGUUGGAGCCUUACCAACCUCUUAAAACUACUGGUCAGAGAAUGCAGUUUAGGUUUCAGAAGUAAAAUCAACCUAUUAAUACCAGUGAAUCAGUGAUAAGAGAAUGUUGAUCUGGGUUUUCAAAUAAAUAAAAACUUCUCAUACUGUCAAAAUAUUAUUUUUCCUUGUGUAUCGCCACAGACAGCAUUAACAUGUUCAGUGUUCUUGCUUGCCCCCUUUUCUUUCAGCAGAAUCCAGAUGAAAAGAGAACUGCAGUUAUAUGCACUACUCUCAGUGGGGAUUUGGGUCAUGUGCAUGGAGGUGAAGAUGCCAGCACCCCGCAUAAACAGCUAGACAAUGUUCCAUCAGUACCAAGGCUAUCUUAAUCAAGCCUGUUUUCAAAUGUUUGACAAUUACCUUCACCCGUGAACAUUAUAUUGAGUAGUCCGAAUGAAGAUGCAAGAACUGUUGUAAAAUAUCACUAUAUUUUUGUAUUAGCUUUGGUCUGUCCUAGUAAUUUUUCCUUCAUUUUCA